CGAUGAAUGAGGUCCAUGUCUUCUGUAAUUUUGGGCGACACGCAUGUCAGUUUCCUCUACUUUGAGGCUUUCGUGCUGUACUCAAUGAGCUCUCUAUCGACCUUGGUUUGAUUCGCAUCCUCGACGACUUACACAUUCCACUUGCACCUUCGUUCGAUCUCAUCAAGCUUGUGGAAUUCCUUAUUCAAUACCACGUCGGAAGUUGAAGGAACCUUCUACAGUAUGACCAUGCCAGAAAAUACUCGAGCCUUCAAGGCUCACGCACAGCGUACCAAGCGAGUGGCUUCUCAAGUCCGAUCCUUCUACGACAGGAGACAACCAUUCCGGAUAUUCCAUGGAAGCACGAGCAGUACAAGAAGCCAGGAACAGGACCGUAAUAAGAUGAUCUCGACGAGUGAUUUCACCGAGAUUCUAAGAAUCGAUGCCGAGAAGCGUGUUGCGGUCGUCGAACCCAACGUCUCCAUGGAGAAGCUAGUCGAUGCGACACUACCAUACGGACUUGUUGCACCUGUCAUCAUGGAGUUCAAGAACAUCACAGUCGGUGGCGGUUUCAGUGGCACAUCUGGUGAAAGCAGCUCCUUCAGACAUGGAGUCUUCGACAAUAUUGUGAACAGCAUUGAGAUUGUGCUGGGUGAUGGAGAUAUUGUCCACGCUUCCCGUACAGAGGAUUCUGACUUGUUCCACGGUGCUGCAGGAUCUUUUGGUACUCUGGGUGUCGUUACCAAGAUUGAAGUGCAGCUAGUGGAAGCUGGCAACUUUAUGGAGCUAGAAUAUCGCGCUAUCUCUGGUGGUCCUGAAGCAGUCAAAACCAUCGAAGCGUACACGGCAGACAACAACAUCCAAUACCUUGACGGUAUCAUGUUCUCCAAGACCAGUGGUCUAAUCAUUGCAGGACGUAUGACCAGCAACCCACCACUAAGCCGCAAGAUCUCGAAGUACCUGUCAAGAAGCGACCCUUGGUUUUAUGUCCGCGCACAAGAAAUCCUCAAUAAGGAAAUACCAGGCUCAAAUGGCAAGAGCUACACAGAAUGUGUACCCAUCAAAGACUACCUCUUCCGCUUCGACAGAGGCGCCUUCUGGGGAGGCUACUACGCCUUCAAAUACCACUUCGCUCCCUUCAACAACCUGACCCGUUAUCUCCUCGAUGACCUAAUCCACACCAAAACGAUGUACACAGCCCUUCACAAAUCCGGACUCGCCACCGAGUUCAUCGUCCAAGACAUUGGCUUUCCCUACUCCACAACACCAGACUUUAUUGACUACCUCGACGACAAUUUCAACCUCUAUCCACUCUGGCUAUGCCCUCUCAAACUCAACUCUCCAUACCCGUUGACACCAAAAGGAGAACACUAUCAACAAGACAACCAAAGAGUCAUCAAUAUCGGCGUCUGGGGACCCGGUCCACGCGAUCGCGACGACUUCAUCGCAGCCAACCGCGCAAUCGAGGCAAAAACAAAGGAACUAGAUGGACUAAAAUGCUUAUACGCACACGCCUACUACACCGCACCCGAAUUCUGGGAUCUCUACGACAGAGAAGCUUAUGAUUCUCUGCGGGAAAAGUACAAUGCCACACUACUUCCAUCAGUGUUUGACAAGGUCACCAAUAACGGACCACCUCCUGCGAAUACCAUGUUCGAACGUCUCAAGAAUAGCACUCAUGAUACCUUUUCCGCUCUGAACCUUAACGGCAGCUAA
Molecule: messenger RNA, 1695 nt
Organism: Aureobasidium pullulans EXF-150
Lineage: Eukaryota; Fungi; Ascomycota; Dothideomycetes; Dothideales; Saccotheciaceae
Product: FAD-binding domain-containing protein
Exons: 2
Coding region: 223-1695 (490 amino acids)
Biological process (GO): steroid metabolic process
Cellular component (GO): cytoplasm; membrane
Molecular function (GO): FAD binding; Delta24(24-1) sterol reductase activity
Source: RefSeq, a predicted model, not a curated record